AUGGUCCCUCGUACCGAGGUCAUCGCCAUGCGGUCGCGGCUCAACAAGAAGCUCAGUGAAUCCAACACGUACAACCGCUUUCUGCAGCGCGAGGUGCAAUACCGUGAGCAGGCCCUGAGCGACUCAAAAGCGCUCAUGAUCGCACUGGCGGCGGAAAUGCGGGAGCUGAGCGAGGUUGCGGAGGAGAUCGUGAAGACCGACGGCUUGCCAGUCACAAGGAAGAUCAAUGGUCGAUAUCUGCCGUCGCACCUCAGCAACAGAUUGGAAGAGCUCUAUUCGGACCUGAGGCAGCAGCUGGAGGGAAUAGAGAAGCUGCGCCUCCGCGAGGUGCCCUUGGUGUGGUUUGGCAUGGCGGAGGAUGUGAAGGUGAUGGGGUCGUUUGACGGCUGGACGUACGGCGAGCAGAUGUCUCCUGAGACCACUGGCACCAUGACCCGCUUCACCACCGUGCUCAAGCUGCGCCCUGGCAGAUACGAGAUCAAGUUCCUUGUCGACGGCGAGUGGAGAGUGGCAACAGAGUGGCCCACCGUCGGCCACGGCAUGCUUGAGAACAACAUUCUCACUGUCGAAUGA
Molecule: messenger RNA, 573 nt
Organism: Closterium sp. Naga37s-1
Lineage: Eukaryota; Viridiplantae; Streptophyta; Zygnematophyceae; Desmidiales; Closteriaceae
Source: the annotation of a GenBank genome assembly